Messenger RNA from Verticillium dahliae VdLs.17, 996 nucleotides. Its product is annotated as DNA-directed RNA polymerases I/II/III subunit 10. Bases 167 to 397 code for a protein of 76 amino acids. Gene Ontology annotation, cellular component: RNA polymerase I complex; RNA polymerase III complex; RNA polymerase II, core complex. The record is from RefSeq and is a predicted model, not a curated record. Gene Ontology annotation, molecular function: DNA binding; DNA-directed RNA polymerase activity; zinc ion binding. The transcript has 4 exons. NCBI's taxonomy places the organism in Eukaryota, Fungi, Ascomycota, Sordariomycetes, Glomerellales, Plectosphaerellaceae. Gene Ontology annotation, biological process: transcription by RNA polymerase I; tRNA transcription by RNA polymerase III; transcription by RNA polymerase II.
AUACCACGGCUCUCACGCCUUUCUCGCGACGACAGUCUUCAAUCAGCGACGACGAUCAUCUCCGCCGACCAUCGCAGCUACGAGAAAGCCGACUCUCGGUGACUCUUAUACACGGUGGAAGCCUCGAUCUCCAUAGUAUCGAUAGCGCCCGAACGACGCUGCCAAAAUGAUUAUCCCGGUUCGCUGCUUCUCUUGCGGCAAGGUGACUGGCGACUUGUGGGAGCGCUACUUGAAGCUUAUUGACGACGGUAUCGCUGAUGGAGACGCUAUGGACGAGCUCGGCCUCAAGCGAUACUGCUGCCGUCGCAUGAUCAUGACCCACGUCGAUCUGAUCGAGAAGCUGCUGAAAUACACUCCCGAUGGUCGUAACGAGAAGAAGAACAACCUGCCCGCAUAAGUAGGCGCAUCCAGACGGCCAUUCGAAUGACCUAGGGUCUUCACAAACACGAACAAAGCAUUGCAAGGCGUUUAAGGGUACACUGGAAGGAGGUUUUCGAGUCACGGAGCAGAGCAGGCACUGAGACUAUGCGCCAAGGCUAGGACACGGCAAGCAUGUCUGAUAAGCUUGUACGAACGCCAGAUCUUUUGCUCCGUUGACUGAAGUCGGCGUCUGGUUCAGCUCGUAAGCCUCGACGCGCGAAUUUGGAUUCUCAGCGCUGUCACUACUGCCUGUACAAACACCCCGUUUGCAUUUUCACAACGGAAGUAAUGCAGUCAGGCAUCCUGCUCCACUGGGCCAAACCAGAGGAGAUCGAGUAAUGUGCCGUGCCAGAGGUAGUGAGAUCAGUAGAAAGCCGGGGCUAGCAAACCGCAGGUGGCGUUGGCAAUGUCACCAGUGCAUCACUCUGGCACCAGCCAUGUCAUGGUCAGUAAGUUGCCGAUGAUACCAGUAUAGGUAUCAUCCGUCAAGCACAGCCCUGGAAGUCUGCCUCAGAGUACAGAAUACAAAUGAGCUCAUUUUCGGGCCUGGUUUCCAUUCCACGGCUCUUGUCCCAA